UUCCCAGCCCUCCCAGUUUCUUCACCAAGGUGCUGAACCAGACCUGCGUGCAGGUGUACUGGGAGCUGCCAAGCAAACCAGGAAAGGUUGAAGGUUUCAGACUGGAGUAUCGAGGGAUCUCCAGUCCAGAUCUUCAGGGACAGGAGACCUUCCCAGGACACAUCAACACACACACCAUAUCUCACCUGGAGCUAGCAGCGGUUUAUGAAAUCCAGUUGGUGGCGUUUAAUGGUAACGGAGAUAGUGCCUCCACUCGUCGCCUGGUGUCUCUGUCAGAGGGCGGAGCCUCUGCUGCAGGUGGUCCGAGCUGUAACUGUGAUCAGGCCAAAGGCUCCAUGUCCACCCUGCUCAUCGGGGUUCACAGCAGCCUCGCCUGCAUCCUCUGCUGCCUGCUGCUGGUGCUGCUGGGCUACAGACGCAGAUUCUUCUGCAGGAAGGAGGCCAGCUGGGAGGCCUCGCCCACCCUCUGUGGUGUCAGAGGUCCUAAAGGUCAAACACCUGAAAGCAUCGAGCUGAGCCAGAGAUGUGACUCCUCCCCUCCUGUGAUGGUCAUGGUUGAGCCGUCUCCACCUGUCGCUCCCUGAACAGGAACCAAAUAAACCUCCAAGCCUAUCACCUCCCCCUGCCCUCCUCUCCUCCUCCUGGCUGAUUCCACAGAGGACUGAAACCUUCACAGCACCUCUCAGAAAUCCACCUGCAUCAAGUCAAGUCCAGAUUUUUCUGAAACCAAAGCUGCUUUGAUCCGAUUCGAUCCAGGGUGAUCCGAUCUGAUCCUGAACCUGGCAGCUCCAGGUCACAUGACCCCAGCUGUCCUCUGUGGUAUCAGAUGUCACUUCCUGCUGACACCACAGAUGUUUUUCCAGUUUCCUGAAAAAGUAUUUCCCCACCCCCACACCCCCAGACAGACCAUGGACUCACCUGUCGAUCCGUAAAGCCUGUACUCUGGUCAGCAGAGGAGAUGCCUCUCCUCAGGUCCCCCCCGCCCCCCCAAAGAGCACUACCUCGGGCUGGAAGCCUUCAGCCUCCUGCUGCUGCUCAGACCAACCUACCUCAGAACCAGAAGCUUCUCUGGAGCUGGCUCAAUGUUGUCCUGAUGACCUCUGACCUCAUCCUUUACCUGUUCAAGGUUUUCUCAGAGAGAAGCUGAACCUGGACUCUGGACUGACCCUCCUUCCAGCAGUUUUCCAGAUCUGACCCAAAACCUCUUCAGGACUGAAGUUCCUCUUAGACCUGGAUCUGAAACCCUGAUCUAGAACUCUACAAAGUUCUGCAGGCAGUCCCAAAGCCUUUUAUAAAUCUGUUCAUCUGCAGACCAUGAGAUCAGUUAGUUGGACUUUGAUGGUCCAUGAAGCUCCUGCAGACCACACAGAUUAAAAACCUUCUAAUGCUCCUAGCUUUAACUUCCAAAACCGUUUUCUGAAACUGAUCCACCACAGGGUUAUCCAAGAACCCUGUAAGCACAAAGUCCUGAAACUAGCUGGGAUCUGGACUUUAUCAGACCACAAACCUGAUCCAAGUCCACCAGAGCCUUGUAGAGUCUGGGUCCUGAGACUCCCUGGAAACCUGAUGGAAGGACAUGUUGACCUACAGAGUCCAGCCACCUGAGACACAAACAGGUGAAUUGUUUGGACACGCCCCUUUCUGUCUGACUUUACAUGAAGGUUUGAUGUUUAUUUUGGCGGGUGCAGAAACAAAAAGUUUCUCUUGUUUUAUUUUGGUGAGCUGAGUCAAGUCCUGUUACCUCAACCGUCUUCCUGCAGGGAAACAGCAGCUUCUUUUAGCCAAAUACUCCUGAAACUGACGUCCAAAGAAAACGUUUUCAUUCUGUUUGUUUUCACUUUGUUUCCUGUUCAGAGUCGAAGAACAAACAAAACCAAAAGAAGUUCUCGUCACGUUUAAUAUUUCAGAAUUUUUGAAGAAGUGAAGAUACUUUCACAAGUCUAAGAUGAAGUUUCACCAAAAGAUGAAACCCAAAAACCAAAACUUCAGAUGUUUGUAGAACCACAGGGGGCCUGUGAGUUCCCUUUGUGUGGUUGAAAGUCUUUACAGUACCCCUCCCCCUGAGGACACUCACCUCUCCAGUUUAAAUCACAGACUGUAGUUUUACCCUCCGGUUUUUGUGGAGAAACUACUUUUAGACCCUGGUUCCUGAUAGGAGAACCUGUUUCAACAAAGAGACCUGUUCAGUCCCACCUGAAUGUCUCUGGAGUGUUCUGAUGUCUCAGAGCACCUUUGGACUUGUCUCAUUGUCUUCCAGUUGUUGAAGGUUGUUUGACCUUCAGAUAUUUGGCUCCGCCCCUUCACUGUCCUCAGGGUCAAGCAUCCCGUCUGUCUGAAGGUCCUCAUUGAUAUUGUUUUGUCUCUAACCCGACCCGAAUGUCUAAACCAGGACAAAGGCUUUCAGAGCAUUUUGUUGAUAUUUUGGCUGUUUUUAAAAGCUUUUUUCUUUUCGUCACUGCUGUUGAAAGACGAAAAUCUGCCAAAAUUCUUCUUCUUUUGAAUAAAUGAUUAUUUUUCUAGUUAGAACCAGUUCCCUCCUCGUUCUCUAUAGUUUGACUUGAUUUUGUUUGUUGUAGCUGAAUAAUGUGAAAAUGUUUUUAGAACUUCAGAUCCAGGUAUUCCAUUGCUUGGUUCAGAACCGUGGACCAGAACUUGAACAGGUUCUGUGGUUCAGAGUUCUGAAGCAGCUGUAGAACCUUAGAGAUGAUAGUGAUUCAAGGCUAGAACCAAUGAGAAAAGCUUUAAUAUUUCAAACAGUUUUAUAUUUUUAGUAACGAGUUCACAGAACAGAAGAGAAACAUGGAGAGAGUUUGAUUUAAAAACACAUUUAAAGAAAUGGUUAGUUUGUUUGAAACACUUUUUGGGGAUAAAUUUUCUGUCAAAUGUUCAAAUGUUUCUGAAAAUUUCUUCUGUUUCAAAACCAAAUAAAGAUGAUUCAAGUAGAAAACAGA
Austrofundulus limnaeus is the source of this 2951-nucleotide messenger RNA. Its product is annotated as immunoglobulin superfamily DCC subclass member 3. The record is from RefSeq and is a predicted model, not a curated record. NCBI's taxonomy places the organism in Eukaryota, Metazoa, Chordata, Actinopteri, Cyprinodontiformes, Rivulidae. Gene Ontology annotation, biological process: cell-cell adhesion. Gene Ontology annotation, molecular function: protein binding.